Molecule: messenger RNA, 10087 nt
Organism: Labeo rohita (rohu)
Lineage: Eukaryota; Metazoa; Chordata; Actinopteri; Cypriniformes; Cyprinidae
Gene: syt14a
Product: synaptotagmin XIVa
Exons: 10
Coding region: 1196-3265 (689 amino acids)
Source: RefSeq, a predicted model, not a curated record
CAGGCAUAUAUGGUUGUGUUGCAGACUAAAUCACAGUAUAUAUCUCUAUGAGUGUACAGGGCAUUCUUGUCUGUGUGUUUGUGCGUGUGAGGGUGUUAUGACUGAGGGCGUGUGCGUGGGCCUCCGAGAGCACUUGUGGUCUGUUGUUAUGUGGGAGUUCACAACGUUGUGCAGUGUUUUUUGUGUUUUUGUGUCUGUAGUAUUUUGUAAUUCAGAGUUGGCUAAGUAUCCUGACAUGCUUUUACCUGUUUCUAUGACAACAGGACCAGACGUCAGUAUCCAAGAAGCAGAGGCAAUUUCUAGCUAUAAUAGUGUGAUAAUAAUUUACCAUAAAAAGAUGCACAUAGAUGGUUAUUUGAGUCAGUGCUACACGCAAAACUAUCUCUGAUAUGUUGCAUUAAAGAAGUAAUUAGUGUAAGUGUGCAUUAUUUAGAACAGGUUUAUUUGAGGUGGAUUUAUGUGGUCACUGGAUUUUUAUUUAGGAUAUUUUAAGAGUUAAAUGUAGUGUAGUUUGAGUUUCACUCCUCCUUGGCCCGCUUUCUUCAGUUUGAAUGGCUCAGCAGUGUCUUUUCUCCAGAUGCACCUGCUCUGUCCAGCUGUACUUUUCUUUGGCCCAGAUUCUGUCCUGGCUCAGGUGAUUUUUCCGUCUGAUGACCUGGAUUUACUUCAGAAAUACAGUUCUGCAUUGUGCAACAGGUGUGCAGACUCUCAACAUGGACCCGAGGGGUUUUCUCUGUUUCACACACAUCAGAGGCUUGUCUCCUGAGGCUCUGGGGUUCCUGUCUGGCAUUGGUGUGUUCAUCUUUCUUGUGAUUGUACUCUUUCUUUACCUCAAUAACAAACUAUCCCUUGAGAGUGCCAACCAACUGUCCAGCCUUGACCAGUACAGGAAAAGCACAGAGCCAGCAGAUUAAAAUAAUUUCAUAACAUUCUGCGAUGACUGAGACCAAAUCAUGCUGUUUUUGAAGCUAAGAGGUCCAGGAUAACACCAAGGUCCAAAUUCCCAAACACUGCGUGACAAUCUCCAGAGAGGUGCUCAGAUCAUUUUUAUUUGUUACUGCCAUUUAAAGUAGUUUUUAUCUGUAGAUUUUGAGCAUGUCCAGACAUUCCCUAAAGCUUGUUUAUUAAGGAUUGAAGGCCUGGGAAGUUGGACAUUUUAGAGAAAUCAUAAAUUGAACCAGCCAUCCAUGGCACCAUGGCAUUUUUUAAGAGCUUCCAGCAACAUCUCCCCUCUAUGUCCACCAUGUUGGAAUCGGUGUCAGAAAAGGUUGAUGACCUGGCUUAUGCACUGAGUGAUGUCACAUUCACUGUGAGCGGAGAACUUGCUGAACAUGUUAACACCAUCAUCCACAAAGUCCAGGCCGAGGAGCUGAAGAGGAUGCGUAGGAAAGAGGCGGAAGAGAAAGAGGCUGUGGCACGGCAAGCCCAGGAAAGAGAUCCUUUUCUGGGUAGGACUGAAAUCCAGACCCAGGCUGCAUCUGGCCUAGUGAAGGACCCUGAGCCUCAGACUACAAGCAACGAAACAGGUUCAGUGUUGUCCACUGAGACAUUCUCUGCAGAAAAUGACCUUUCACAGGCUCCUGACACUCUGAAAGAAAAGUUCAAAGCGCAAAAUGGUGCUGAUUCACCUUCUGUGCUACAGCAAAAUGGAUCCUGUGUUAAAGAAAGAACUGGGUCCAUUAAACUCAAAACAUCAAGAAGCCCAGCAGAUGGCUGUGAGGAGAAAAACUCUAGUAAUAGUGAGAGACCUGCUGAAGAUAAGAGUUACGUGAAUGCAGACUAUCACUGCUCAUCGUCGGACAGUGAUGAUGAGGUGAUUGGUCAGUACCAGGAGGCCGUGACUCGAUCACAGGGUCUCCGGGGUGGAUCAGCGGUGACUAACCCACGCCACCAGAAGGGCUAUGGCUGGGACACACGGCAGAAAUACUGCCCCCUAGCAGCUGAAUACGAUGGCUACAGCAGCGAGGCCUCAGCAGAUGACGUAAACUGUAUCCAGCGAAUGAGACGGACUCCACCAUUGGAUGAGCUGCAGCCUCCGCCCUAUCAGGAUGAGGAUGGGUCACCACGUAUGUCGUGCACACCCUCUGACCUGGGCGAUGCCAAAUGUGACCUUUCCCAUGGGAGCGAGAGCCCCAGGCACAGCUAUGGCAAAUGUCCAAGUGAGGUCAGCGGAGCACAGGAAACCGAGAGUUUCCUUAACAAGGGCUAUGAAGAAGAUGUGCCCAGUGACAGCACUGCUGUACUCAGCCCAGAGGAUCUGUCUGCACGUGGAUCGGCGGCUCAGCUGCCCAAAGGUUACGACCCUGAGCCUCUCGCUCAAUACGGAACUCUCGACGUCAUCUUCGACUACGAUUCGUCUGACCAGCGUCUGUCCGUCACAAUAACAGCGCUGACAGACAUCCCUUCUCUCAAACGCACGGGUAACAUCUCCUGGCAGGUGCAUCUGGUGCUGCUGCCCACCAAAAAACAGAGGGCGAAGACUAUCAUCCAGCGUGGCCCUUGCCCCGUCUUCACAGAGACAUUUCACUUCAGCCAUAUCGAGUCGGAAAUGAUCGGGAACUACGCCGUCCGGUUCCGCUUGUACAGCAUCCGCAGGAUGAAGAAGGAGAAGGCUCUCGGAGAGAAGGUGUUCUACCUCACCAAACUCAACCUGCAGGGCAAGAUGUCGGCCCCCAUCAUACUGGACCCCUGCUGUAACAUACCCGGCAGUGACUCUCAGGCAAGCGUGUCAGAUGUGUCGUGCAGCGAGACGGCCUCGUCGUUCCCGUCUGCUGGUCAGGGGUCGGCUCCGGAGAUCCUGCUGGGGCUUGUGUACAACGCCACAACGGGACGUCUCUCUGUGGAGGUCAUCAAAGGAAGCCACUUUAAAAACCUGGCAGCAAAUAAACCUCCCAACGGUUUGUUCUGUUGUCUAAAGCACUUGAUAGGUGGGCAGGUGUACAUAAUCCGAGACACUUACGUAAAGCUGACUCUACUGAACUCAAUGGGUCAAGAGAUGUCCAAGUGCAAGACGUCCAUUUGCCGAGGCCAACCCAACCCCACCUACAAGGAGACCUUCGUGUUCCAAGUAGCUCUGUUCCAGCUUUCCGACGUCACGCUCAUCCUGUCUGUCUACAACAAGCGCAGCAUGAAACGGAAGGAGAUGAUUGGCUGGAUCUCUCUGGGGCUGAACAGCUCCGGGGAGGAGGAGCUGACACACUGGACACAGAUGAAGGAAUCGAAGGGACAACAGGUGUGUCGAUGGCACAGUCUUUUGGAGUCCUAGAAUGUCAACAAGUGAUGGAAAUGAUGUGUGUAAUGGAGUGGGGGACAGAGAGCAGGUCAAGCCCUCGAACGGCCCCAAGACGACAGAGCUGGCCCUCACUGCAGUGCAUUAUGAGAAACACAAGUAGUAAUCUGCUCUCCUUCCCAAUGCACUGUAGGAAAUGGGUUACAGAAAAUGGUGAGAACAUGGUUAGAGAUGCCACACCGUUAAUGGAGGAAACACUUAUUAGACAGAGGCUUAUGUUUAUUUAAAUAUUUAUUUGUAUAUUUUUGACUUGACGUUUCUAUUUUUGUUCUGCUUAAGAUGGCUCUGGUGUUUCAGGCACAGUAAGAAAGAAAGAACAAACAAAUAUGUGUGAGAUCCAGAUGUGAAGGAUCUUCAGAGGUGAGAUGAGGUAAAAUAUCUUAGCUCAGAUUAUAACUGGUGUCUUAAGAUUACAUUACUCUGACCUACCAAAGUAGUACAGGGGUACAAUUGCUAUCAGGUUGACUAGAUGCUAUUCUGAGGCAUUUUAAUAGAAACUCUGACAGAUGUAUCUAUAUGAAUGGCUGGGCUCCAUAAUGUGAUCAGAUAGAUCUUGUUCUAAUACGUGAUUUAGUGCCAAUGCAGACUUCACCACACAGCCUGUCAUCUAGCGUUAUAUGUCAGCUAUUUUAUUCCUCUCAUUCUGAACUUAACACUUAGCAUUCAGAAAUCACCACAAAACAAAUAGAUAACAGAGAAAUAUUCUUUCAUUCUCUAUAAUAUAACUAACAGCCAAUAAGGAUAUAACUUUUGUUUUGACUAUCCACCUUAUUUUUCAACACAAAAGUAGGCUGUUUUCUCCAAAUGUCUGAAACUUCCAGUUCAUUAGCCGCUGUAGGUAGGGUUGCCAGGUUUUCACAACAAAACCCACCCAAUUUCUACUCCAAAGUAGCCCAAUCAUGUUUCAGUUGGGGGGUCCCCCAGUAAAAAUCAAGUUCCGGAAGAUAAGAUACAAGUUUUUUUGGCAAGAUUCCUCUUGUAAAAUUUGUAUUCCAGAGGCUAAAUAUCACAUUAUUAGGGUUGCUUCAACCGGCAGCAACAAAGUAGCCCAAUUCCACUAGAAAACCGUGGACUUGGCAACACUAAGUGUAGGGAAAUAACUAGAACAAUAAUAAAGUGCAGUAAACAGUAAAUCUGUUUGCACUACAAACCACUGUGUUCAUAAUUAAGAUAACACAUUAAAAUAAUUUGGCAAGAUACGCCAGUUUGCAAUAUCAAGCAGCAAAACCAGCUGUUUUGUACAGCUAAAAAUAGCUGGAAGUGAAUGACACCAGAAGCCAGAUCCAUUAAAUUUACACUCUCACAGAAAAAAUAAGGUGGAUACUUUUCUAGAAACACAUUAAUAUAAUAAUAUAAUGCUUUUAAUAUAAUACCCUUAUAAUAAAAGUAUCAAUUAUUAUGUGACAGAUCUAAAGUAUAUAAAUAAUUUGUUGACGUAUACACUCAUAUGAAACACAUUAUAAAACACAUUAUACAAAAUCUUCAUCUAUUGUACAUUAAAACCAUGUAAAACAGAAGCCUUAUUUAUUAUAUUUUAACUAUACAUUAUAGAAGAAAUAUCCUAAAUACCUUUACAUAAUUCUAAUAAAGUCAUGUAAUGUCAAUACAAAAUUGGUGAUAAUCGAAUUAUACAAUAUAGACCAUAAUGUUUUCACAACUGUAAAGGCCUGUUCACACCAAGAAUUAUAUAUAUAUGUGUGUGUCUGCACCUACAGACAAUAACAUUCUGAUUAUUAUACAAGUUUUGUCAAUGCAAAUGGGAUUUCAAACACCAUUCCUGAUGAAGAACAGUGACCACAUGCACCAUUAGCUCUUACUUUGACUUUAGAGUCAAAUCUGUGACUGUUCUGAAUCGUGAGACCAUUAUGAAACCAUUUUUGAAGUUUCUAACAUGGUGAAAUUAAGGCUGCAUUAAAGGACAGUUUACCUAAAUAAUACAAAUUCUGUCAUUAAUUACUCACCCUAAUGCUGUUCCAAACCCUUACGACCUUCGUUCAUCUUUGGAACAAAAAUUAAGAUAUUUUUGAGAGCGUUCUGACCCUGCAUAGACAGCAGUGCAACUGACACGUUCAAGGCCCACAAAGGUAGUAAGGAUAUAGUUAAAAUAGUCAAUGUGACAUCAAUGGUUCAACCUUAAUUUUAUAAAGCUACGAGAAUACUUUUUGUACGCAAAGAAAACAGAAAUAAAGACUUAAUUAUUUUGCAUGCAUGGUACUCUCAGAAUGCAUGUCGAAGACUGGCACGAAAGAGAAGAAAUUGUUGAAUAAAGUCGUUAUUUUUGUUUUGUUUAUUUUGAUGAUGUCCUUACUACCUUUCUGGGCCUUGAAUGUGUCAGUUAAGUUGCUGUCUAUGCAGGGUUAGAAAGCACUAAGAUUUAAUAAAAAAUAUCUUAAUUUUAUUCCGAAGAUGAACAGGUUUGGAAUGACAUCAGGGUUAGUAAUUAAUGACAGAACUGUCAUUUUUUGGGUGAACUAUUGGGUUAACUGUGGGUGUGUAUUUGCCAUACUUUUACAACAGACUGUUCCCUCUUCUCUUUUGUAUUGAAUUUAUGUGAUCUUACGAUCCUGAAUGUUCAAGUUUAGUACCUAAAUCUCAACACUCAGUACUGCAAAACACUAGAGAUGCAGAAUGCCAGUAUGUCCUGUAGAGGACCAGUGAUGAAACUGUGAGGAUGUUUAUAGCACGUGAUGGCAAGGAGGCUUCUCGGCGCUUUUGCUCUGUCUUUACAAGUGUCCUGAUCUCUGUGCGGUCAACCUGUGAAAUCUGUCUUGAACUAGUUUCUUUCCUUUCUUGAGCGAUGGUCAAACUCACUCAGUGAUUGUUACGUACUGUAAAUGGCACAUAGAUUUUGCUGAUCUAUUUUUGUAACUAUAUAUAUCUGAGAAAAUGGACUCACUUUCUUGGUAAAUGUAUGAAGCUCUGUGAGCAGUAUGGAGUUGUAGACUUUGUUCUACUUUCACAGUUCAGUUGAUUUUAUUAGUGAAUGUGUCACUCAUUCAGUGUGUUGUUUCAAAAUAUGACAAGGUAAUUGUUCAAAAACAAACAAACAAAAAAAAAAACCUUCACCGUCUGGUCCCUGUCUUGCAGGUUGAUAUAAAAAAAAAAGCGUGUAAGAAAAGGGGAGUGUAGGUUAAGUGUGAUGUUACAUUCUGUUACAUGUAUUCUUAGCUUUGCUGAUGUCUUUUCAGGUGAUGAUGCACUGUAUGAACCUGUUUUAAAAGAGAGAAAAGUCAGGUAUGGCAAGUAGCUAGACUCUUUGAGCUGGUAUGUUUUGUAAGACCAGAAUUAAGCACAUUUUUAGGGCACAUGAAACACAUCUUGUGAAAGAGCCUUAGACUGCUGGUCCUCAGAGAGUCACAACUGGACAAUAUCUGCCGCACAGACCAAGUCCCAUGAAAUGCACAGCUGGGCUGAGCUUUCCCUCUCAUGCUGGGACUGGGAGAUGUUCUCCGUUUCUUCUUGGCAAACUAAGUAAACAGUCUCAAUUUUAUUUUACCAUUCCGUCGACUUUUAAGCCUGAGAAAAUGCCCCAGCUGUCAAAAUUACGAUGACAUUAUACAGCACAAUGUUGAAAUAUAGGAUGUUAAAUGCAUUAUGACUAGAAAACAGCUGUGUCACAAACUGACACAGAGAGGCUGUUAUGUCUCACUCGUGACAGUUUUAUUAGGGGCUUGGCACACUGUUGCCUCAUGCAGAUACGGCUUCCAAAUUAUUUUCCCACUAUAAAUGAGAAUCUCGUUCUAGCCACAGUAAAUCAGUUAAAUAUUUUGGUUAUGUGGCACUGCCAGCCUGCAGUUCCUCAUACUCUACCCAGUCCGUCUUUAAAGGGAUAGUUCAUCUUUAAUAUAACAUUUUGUUAUCGUUUACUCACCCUGAUGUUGUUCUAACCCUGUUUUAUUUUAAUGAUAAUCUUUUAAAGUCUUCUGAAACUUUACGAUAGUUUGUGUCGAACAAACCAAUAUUCAUUGUUCACUGAUAACGAAUACUGAGGAGGAAGAUAAUUAGUGAAUAUUGUAUUAAAUCAUGGCCUGUUUCACAUUCACUACUAUUUUUAAUCAUACACUACUAUUUAAAAGUUUUGGUGUCAGUACGAUUUUAGUUUUUGGAAGAAGUCUCUUAUGCUCACCCAGGCUCUAAGUAUUUGAUCAAAAAAAAAAAAGCGGGGAAAAAAAAUUGUGAAAUGUAUUUGUCAUUUAAAAUGAAAUUUUUGUAUUUUAAAAUAUUUUACAUCUAUUUCUGUGAUGGCAAAGCUGAAUUUUCAGCACAUACUUAAGUGUCACGUAAUUGUUUAGAAAUCAUUCUAAUGUGCUCAUUUCCUGCUCAAGAAACAUUUAUUAUCAAUGCUGAAAACUGUUGGUGUUUUACGACAGCGUUUUAAAAAGUAAAAAAUGUAAGAUUACCAGAUUAAAAUCGAAUAUUACGAAUAUGAAAUGUUACAAGAAUAAAAUCGAAAUUGUACAAGAAUAAAGUAAUAUUUCAAGAAUAAAGUCGAAAUUACAAGAAUAAAGUCAAAAUACUUCAAGAAUAAAGUCAAAUAUUUCGAGAAUAAAGUUGAAAUAUUACGAGAAUAAAAUCAAAAUACUACAAGAAUAAAGUCAAAAUAUUUUUAGAAUAAAGUUGAAAUAUUACGAGAAUAAAGUCAAAAUAUUUUGAGAAUAAAAUCGAAAUAUUAUGAGAAUAAAGUCGAAAUACUACAAGAAUAAUGUCUAAAUAUUUCAAGAAUAAAGUUGAAAUAUUACGAGAAUAAAAUCGAAAUACUACAAGAAUGAAGUCAAAAUAUUUUUAGAAUAAAGUUGAAAUAUUACGAGAAUAAAGUCGAAAUACUACAAGAAUAAAGUCGAAAUUACACGAAUGAAGUCAAAAUAUUUUGAGAAUAAAAUCGAAAUAUUACGAGAAUAAAGUCGAAAUACUACAAGAAUAAAGUCAAAAUAUUUCAAGAAUAAAGUUGAAAUAUUACAAGAAUAAAAUCGAAAUUGUACAAGAAUAAAUUCGAAAUACUUCAAGAAUAAAGUCAAAUAUUUCGAGAAUAAAGUUGAAAUAUUAUGAGAAUAAAAUCAAAAUACUACAAGAAUAAAGUCUAAAUAUUUUUAGAAUAAAGUUGAAAUAUUACGAGAAUAAAGUCAAAAUAUUUUGAGAAUAAAAUCGAAAUAUUAUGAGAAUAAAGUUGAAAUACUACAAGAAUAAUGUCUAAAUAUUUCAAGAAUAUAUAAAGUUGCCAGGUCUGUAUGACAAAACUAGCCAAAUGGUCACUCAAAAACAGCCCAAGGUUUAGGGGUAGGUAAGGAACAAAGAUGUACCUUUUCACUUUUGUACCUUAGGGUACCGCCCUGACACCGUACCUUUUUUCUGACAGUGAAUGUAAACAUAUUUAUUUUUAAAAAUACAUUAAAAAUUGAAUGCAUCCUUGCUGAAUAAAAGUAUUAAUUUCUUAAAUUAAAAAAACACUUAGUUACCCCAAACUUUUACCAAAGUCUGCCUUUAGAAGACUUAUUUUCAUAAUUUACAAUGUAAUCAUUAUAUUUAACUUAAAAACUAAAUGAUUAGUAUGGGAUCUGAACAGGGUUGCCAGGUCUGCAUGAUAGAACUAGCCAAAUGGUCAUUCAAAAACAGCCCAAAGCAGAGCAGUGACUAUAUCCCAAAUAUUAAAACUCAAAAUAUGUCUUUUCCCUACCUAAAACACAUAUUUUAAAUUCGCUGUUAAGUACAUUGAUCAUAAACAAGCUUCUUCUCAGUGGCCCUCAUUUACAAAACUUAACAUCUAACGCAGUUUAUCAUGGGUAGAAUGCAAAAUCUGUUUCAAAACAAGCAUUUCAGUCAAAGGUAAUUUAAGCAAUAUUUCUUAUCUUAAACCCAUGGAAAUGGUUUAAAAGUAGCCUAAUUCUGUGGAGAAAAUGCAGACUUGGCAACCCUGAAUCUGAACAACAUGAGAGUGAGUGAACAAUGACUAGAUUUUCAUUUUAUUAGGAACUAGAAAAUGUAAUUUUAGAAUUCUGAGUUUUAGAUAUUUAGAAUUCUCUAAAAUGCAAAGCAAACGCUCUGCUGAUCUAUCUGAGGUGUCUUAAGGAGAGUCGUUUCUUUACAGUUUGACAGAUGAAACAGCAUUUUCUCUUAUAAUGUUUAAUGUGUGUGAAUGAGUCUUUCCAGUGCCUGAUAAAAGCUCACAGCUGUCACAGCUCCUCUCCCAUAAGGUUUUUCCACUGCUCUGCAGUAGUCUGUAUAUGAAAAGCUAUCAGUAUUUAGACAACAGUGCAGUGACGGUCAUCUAAAGAUCCCAUCUUAUUCUGAACUCAGUGACAGGGGUUCUGUUCAGUUUACAGAACCACUAAACACCAGCAUAAAGAAGUUUUAGGAUUUACUGCACAAGAAGCAUAGCACACACUCGCCCUGUGCUCUCUCUGUGUCCCAACGUGAUUCAGGUCUAACACGCCACUGACACCUUCAACUUUCACAAGGUGUGUUCCAACUAAAACCAGUUUUAAACAUUUUAUACAUGUUCUGAACAUUAUGUAUAUGUUUAUAUUUGCAGUUCUUUUGUUUUAGCCGUUUCAGUUUAUUCUCAAAACGCUUUAAAUGAAUUGCCUAAAUACCCACCGAUUCAGUCGGUGCCUUACUUUUCUCUGGAGAACGUUUUUAUGAUGUUUUUGAAAUGUUGCAGCGAUGUUGUGUCACCUUGUGUAUUCAUACUUCUGUACAACCGCUGUAAUUUGAUUUGUAAAUGAAGUCUUACACAAUGAUACAUCAGAAAAGAUGCAUUUGUAUGUGAUUCUGUUUUGAAAAGAAACACAUCUGCUAACUGUC